Molecule: messenger RNA, 1440 nt
Organism: Tetrapisispora phaffii CBS 4417
Lineage: Eukaryota; Fungi; Ascomycota; Saccharomycetes; Saccharomycetales; Saccharomycetaceae
Gene: TUB4
Product: gamma-tubulin
Exons: 1
Coding region: 1-1440 (479 amino acids)
Biological process (GO): cytoplasmic microtubule organization; mitotic spindle organization; microtubule nucleation
Cellular component (GO): microtubule; centrosome; gamma-tubulin complex
Molecular function (GO): structural constituent of cytoskeleton; GTP binding
Source: RefSeq, a predicted model, not a curated record
AUGGCAGGUGAAAUUAUUACUAUACAAAUCGGACAAUGUGGUAACCAGGUAGGUAAACACUUCUGGAACCAGUUAUCAAAAGAACACGGAAUUGACAGGGAUGGCAGUUGUAAAUUUGAUGAUGAUCCACAAAAGAAUAUUAGAGAUGAUGAUACAAACCCAUUUUUUAAGAAAAAUGAUUCUCACAGAUAUACACCAAGAGCAUUAUUAUUUGAUAUGGAACCAGGUGCUGUUCAGGACGUUACUAAUACCUUCCCAAAUUUUUUUGAUCCUAGAAAUGUGAGUGUUUCUCGUGAUGAGUUGGGUGCUGGUAAUUCAUGGUCGAAAGGUUACGAUUAUGGUGUAUCUAAUCAAGACGAACUUUUAAAUAUAAUUGAUAAAGAAAUUGACAAUACAGAAAAUUUUGAAGGUUUUCAAUUGAUUCAUUCUGUUGCAGGUGGCACAGGGUCCGGGUUGGGUUCAAAUCUCCUAGAACUGAUCUCUGAUAGAUACCACAAGAAGUUUAUAUCCACUUACUCUGUGUUUCCAAGUGAUGAGUCUGAAGUCGUUGUUCAACCAUACAAUACUUUACUGACCUUAAGAAGACUUGCCGAAAAUAGUGAUGCCUCUAUUGUUUUUGACAACAAUGCUUUACUAAACCUAUCAUCUCAAGUUUUCAAAGAUCCAAAUACAAGCUAUAUUCAUACAAAUCAAUUAAUUUCUUCGACAAUGUCAUCUAUAACAAACACCAUACGAUUCCCAAGUUAUAUGUACAAUUCUAUGUCUUCAAUAUUCUCCACGUUAGUACCAACUCCAGAUUUACAUUUCCUGUUACCUGGUUUUACCCCAUUUACAAGUGAUUACGUCAAUAAUGGAAAAGAUUAUAAAAGAAACACAGCAUACGAUGUCAUAUUAGAUUUAUUUGACAAAUCCAACUCUUUAGUGUCUAGCAGAGUGGACAAUCCAACAUACUUUAAUAUAUAUACUUCACUAAUUGGAUCAACAGAGCAAAAUGACAUAUCCAGAGCGAUUUUGAAACUACAAUCACGUAUUAAUUUUGCUCCAUGGUCAUCAACAUCAAUUCAUGUAAACGUCGGAAGGAGAUCUUCAUUUUUGCCUCAACCAGAACAAGCAGUCAACGGAUUUGGUAAUCGUAACUAUGUAAAUGGUAUGAUGCUAGCAAAUUCCACUAGCAUUCUAUCUGUUUUUGAAAGAACAGUAAGAACAUUCGAUAAAAUAUUUGCAAAAGGAGCAUUUUUAAACACAUUCAGAAACGGUAAAAUGUUUCAAAAUGAUUGGGAUGAAUUUAGUGAAUGUAGAGAAGUGGCACAGAACUUAAUCAAUUCAUACUCCACAGCCGAACAAGAGAAUUACCUAGAUGAUAUACUAAUUGAAGAAGAGAAUAUUAUAGGAAAUGCAGAAGCUGAGAACGACAUUGGCUUAGAUAGUAACAUUAUAUAA